AUGUCCGGGAAGCGUACUGCCGAAGCUUCUGAUCGCUACAUCUCGCCCGAAAGCAAAAAGCCGCGUUUCGACUACCGCAAUCCUUCUACCCUCGCACCAGAUGCCCCCGAAGAAGAUGCCAUCCUGGAGCUGGAUGAAAUUGGCAAGACUGGUAUGCAGACCAAGCGUAAUGCCGUGAAGCUCGAUGGCUAUGAGAGCGACAGCAGCGACGACAACUUCGAAGCAAGAGCAGACGAAAAGGCCGAACUCGCAAAACAAGAAGGCAGAUCGGCUGGCGCAGGAGGCGCAAACAAUGCUGGAUGGAACGCACGUGAAAAGGAUACUGGGAAGUCAAAAGACGAGGAUGAGAUGGACAUGUUUGCAGACGUCGACCAAGGCACUGGAGGUGUAGGAGGAACAGCCGACGGAGAUGACGAUGAGGAUUUGCAAGCAACAGGCAAGAAGCCGAAGAAAGAUGUCCGCUUCAUGGACAUCGAUGACAUUGAAGGCCAAGUGCACAAGAGCAAGUCCGGUGGCCAUGUUCGCGCAGACUUCACCCUUGAUCCCAAAGGCAAGUCGCGCGCCGACGACGACGCCAGCGUUGAGAGCAGUAGCGAAAGCGGCAGUGACUCGGAACGCGAUCGUCUAGAUGAUGAGAACGAGGAUGCGGAGGAACUGGGCGCUGGGAGUAAGAAGAAGCACGCCCCGAAACUCGACGCUUUCAACAUGCAACAAGAGGGCGAGGAAGGACGAUUCGACGAAGCGGGAAACUUCAUCCGCAAAGCAGCCGAUCCGGACUCUGUACAUGAUGCCUGGCUGGUGGGCUUGAACAAAAAGGAUAUGAAGAAGGCCAAAGCUGCUCAGGAAAAGCGUGACGAGGAGCGAAGGAAACAGACCGCUGCCGAUGACGCUCUGUUAACGUCUGAUCUCUACUCUACUCUCAUCACACACCUUCACAAGGGCGAAUCGAUCCUCGAAGCCCUACAACGACUCAACGCAGCCGCUCCGAAACAGAAGAAGUUGCCGAAGUGGAAGCAAAAGAAACUAGCCGCCAAAGCAGACGCCAUGGAUGUAGACGCCGACGGAGGUGCUCAGGAAGAUCCGGCCGAGAAGCGUCGUGUAGCUGCCGUUGAAGCCAUCACAGCUGCUGCAGACUCUAUAUUCAGUCGCAACAACCCUGAUAUCUACGACCAUGAGCGCGAACUUCUGCAACGACUAUACAAGCGCGAAACCGGCGAGGACUGGAUCGACCCUGUUGUAGACGCACCAGCGGACGAGAAUGCCAUGUUCGAGUUCCGCUGGGUAGAUGCCAGAGAUGGCGGUCAGACUCAUGGACCUUACGACAAGAACACCAUGCGCGCAUGGCGCGAAGCCGGAUACUUUGGUCAAGAGGCCGAGGUGGAGUUCAGGCAGGUUGGACUGGAUGGCUGGUCAAGAAGCGUCGACUUCGACUAG
Messenger RNA from Aureobasidium subglaciale EXF-2481, 1434 nucleotides. RefSeq lists its product as uncharacterized. Lineage: Eukaryota; Fungi; Ascomycota; Dothideomycetes; Dothideales; Saccotheciaceae. The record is from RefSeq and is a predicted model, not a curated record. Gene Ontology annotation, molecular function: protein binding. The transcript has a single exon. Gene Ontology annotation, cellular component: U5 snRNP. Bases 1 to 1434 code for a protein of 477 amino acids.